This is a messenger RNA of Symbiodinium sp. CCMP2456, 1558 nucleotides long. The record is from the annotation of a GenBank genome assembly. NCBI's taxonomy places the organism in Eukaryota, Dinophyceae, Suessiales, Symbiodiniaceae.
GCAGUCUGCAACCCAAACUUCACAGCUACCUCGCGUCUUCUCGGAACUGAGAAGCAUCGAGCAUGUGCCCCUGACUGCAUUCCACGCAACUUUUCUGUGGAUGCGACCGGGAUGAGUGCAAGCUGUGGUCUCGACCCCAUCAUCGAUCUGCAAGUCAACUUGCCAGGGCUGGCCGUGGUCCAGAUCUCGGUAGAUCAGCAAGAGGACCUGCCUGCGCUGCUUCGCAUCACGAAGACGGCCAUACUCCCUCGCGAUCGAGACAAAGUAUCUCAGCUGAUUUCGCCCCGCGGAGCGCGGCCUCUGCGGCCGGGGCUGAGCCUGCGGCGCGCAGGCUUGCGAUGUGGAGAUGUGCUGGUCGCCCCGCAGAUGCCCGUUCCGGAGCUGGCCGCGACUUCCGGAAGCUUUGCCACGCUCUGCGCGGGCUCGGUGACGACCUGGGGCCGCGAUCCGAAGCCAGGAGACGACGUCGUUGAGAGCGGCGAAGAGCUGCAGUCAGGCGUCGUGGAGAUCACGGCCCACGUCUCUGCUUUCGCUGCCCUGAAGGCAGACGGAACCGUCACCUGUUGGGGCUCCGCAGCGACAGGUGGUCGGGCACCAGGCCAGAUCUCCCAGGUCAAACGCAUCUUCCACACGGAUCGGGCCUUCGCAGCUUUGUGCAGCGACGGCUCGGUGGUUUGCUGGGGCGACCAGCUCUGUGGAGGAGAUCCGGGAGAGGCAGCGAAAGAGCUGCAGUCAGAAGUGGAGUUUAUUUUCGCUUCAUCGCGCGCCUUCGCUGCGCUGAAGCGCGGUGGUGCCGUGGUUACCUGGGGAGAAGGCUUGUCUGGAGGAAACUGCGGCAGCGUGGCCGACCAAUUGCGGGAGGGUGUGCAGCACAUCUACUCGACACAAGGAGCCUUCGUCGCGAUCAAAGAGGAUGGCGACAUCGUUGCAUGGGGCUCCAGCGUUGAUGGUGGCGAUGCGUCACGGGUGUCAAGUGAGCUUCGGCGCCAAAGCAUCAGGGACAUCUACACGACUGCCUCGGCUUUUGCGGCUUUCAUGAAGGAUGGAAGCCUGGUCACCUGGGGCAACGCUCGAAACGGAGGAAGUAGCAUCGGCGUAGCUCCGGAGGUGCUGAAGCGAGGCGGCCUCCGCAGCAUCGCGGCUGGCGAGGCAUCCUUUGCGGCCAUCUGCGCGGACGGUUCCGUGGUUGCUUGGGGCGUUCCCGAGUGGGGUGGGCGCUGCACAUCUGUUUGCGAGCAGCUGACUGAGGUCCGCUUUCUCUCGGCCACUCGGCGGGCCUUCGCGGCGCAGCGGGUGGAUGGUGCCGUGAUCUGCUGGGGCGAUGCAGGCUCAGGAGCCAACACAGAGCAGGUGCAAGGUCAACUGCAGUGCGACAUAGGCAUUGUCUUUUCCACAGCCCGCGCGUUCGCGGCGCUGUCUCUGGAGGGCGAGCUUGUCGCUUGGGGAAGCCCCGGAGAUGGUGGGGACUGUGCCGCAGCGCGGCCCUUGCUGACUGCUGGUGUUCGCCACAUCUACGCCACCGACGGCUCCUUUAUGGCCUUCACUGCCGAAGAUGCAG